This is a messenger RNA of Alosa sapidissima (American shad), 2425 nucleotides long. RefSeq names its product mitogen-activated protein kinase kinase 1 (gene map2k1). Gene Ontology annotation, biological process: protein phosphorylation. The transcript has 11 exons. Gene Ontology annotation, molecular function: ATP binding; protein kinase activity. Lineage: Eukaryota; Metazoa; Chordata; Actinopteri; Clupeiformes; Clupeidae. The record is from RefSeq and is a predicted model, not a curated record. Bases 706 to 1611 code for a protein of 301 amino acids.
CACACACACACACACACACACACACACACACACACACACACACAGUAGUGCUGUAAGUACUGUAUACUCAAAAACAUCCUUUCUCACAGAAAUACAUACUGAAUGAAAGUACACAAAUACACACACAAGCGUGCACGCGCACACACCCACACACAUACACACACACACACACACAGGAGUAUAUCAUAUCAUUAUCAGAGCAGCUGUAUUGAGCUCCCCAUGUGUUUAAGGCUGCAUACCGUAAGAGCACACACUGUAGGCUGCAACAGCCUGCUCUGUAGUGUAAUACCCAGCGGACAUCUCCCUCAUCCAGGCAUGCAGUGGUUGGCUGCCCUGCCCAUGGUGUCUUGUGGAAGGCAUAGAGAUGGAAGAUCUCUCUCUCUCUCUCUCUCUCUCUCUCUCUCUCUCUCUCCCUCUCUCUCUCUCUCUCUCUCUCUCUCCCUCAGGCAAACACUGACAUCUCUCAGCUGGCCUUGACUGACAGCUGUCUUGGCUGUGUUGCCAUGGACCAACCUGGAGGCCCUGCAGAAGAAGCUGGAGGAGUUGGAGCUGGACGAGCAGCAGCGGAAGCGUCUGGAAGCUUUCCUCACGCAGAAGCAGAAGGUGGGCGAGCUCAAGGACGACGACUUUGAAAAGAUCUGCGAGCUGGGCGCAGGCAACGGAGGAGUGGUCUUCAAGGUCUCACACAAACCCUCGGGGCUCAUCAUGGCACGCAAGCUGAUCCACCUGGAGAUCAAGCCGGCCAUCCGUAACCAGAUCAUCAGAGAGCUGCAGGUCUUGCAUGAGUGCAACUCGCCCUACAUCGUGGGCUUCUACGGAGCCUUCUACAGCGACGGGGAGAUCAGCAUCUGCAUGGAACACAUGGACGGUGGAUCUCUGGACCAGUCCCUGAAGAAGGCCGGCAAAAUCCCUGAAGAGAUCCUGGGCAAAGUCAGCAUCGCAGUGAUAAAAGGCCUGUCAUACCUGAGGGAAAAACACAAGAUCAUGCACAGAGACGUGAAGCCCUCCAACAUCCUGGUGAACUCACGCGGGGAGAUCAAGCUGUGUGAUUUCGGCGUGAGCGGCCAGCUCAUUGACUCCAUGGCCAACUCGUUUGUAGGGACACGCUCAUACAUGUCUCCGGAGAGGCUGCAGGGCACCCACUACUCGGUGCAGUCGGACAUCUGGAGCAUGGGCUUGUCGUUGGUGGAGAUGGCCAUCGGCCGCUUCCCCAUCCCGCCCCCGGACGCCAAGGAGCUGGAGCAGAUCUUCGGACAGCCCGUGGAGGGAGACCCCUCGUCCACAGAGGCCUCCCCCAAACCCAGGCCCCCCGGCAGGCCUGGCAGCUCCUAUGGCCCUGACAGCCGGCCUCCAAUGGCGAUCUUUGAGCUGCUUGACUAUAUCGUGAAUGAACCUCCUCCAAAGCUGCCAGGGAUCUUCAGUGCUGACUUCCAAGAUUUUGUUAAUAAAUGCUUAAUCAAGAAUCCAGCAGAAAGGGCGGACCUGAAGCAGCUGAUAGUCCACCCCUUCAUCAAGCAGUCCGAGGCUGAGGAGGUGGACUUUGCCGGCUGGCUGUGCAGCACCAUCGGCCUGAACCAACCCGUGACCCCCACCCACAGUGCGGGGGUGUGAGAGUGCGACCCCUGACACACACUCCCCACAACAGCCAUGUCAAACAAGUCCCUCUGCCAACCCCAAGCAAAGACACUCACACACACUUUCCCGUCAUGCACUAACCAACUGGCUAACAUGUGCGAACACCAUUACAAGUCUGCCAAUCAAUUAACAAAUUUGCCAAUCACUGCCUCACUCCACAACACAGAUUCCCCCUUUGAACUUUUAAAUCUGAACAUUGUGUACAAAUUGUCAAUUGUUUGCUUGAAACUGUAGAUAAAAUGGCCAGUAUGAGGGCAGUAGCCAUGGACUAGAACACACCUGGUAUUUUGAGCUCAAUGAGGGUCUCGUAAAGGUUUAGCUUGUCUGCUAAGUGACGCACUGAAAGACAGAUGAGCACUUUAAAAGCUUUGAUCCACGCUCCAGAUUAAGAAUGAGUUUUUAUUCCCCCCAGCAGAGUUAAUUGAGCCAUUUGACAUGUCGCUUGGAGGCCCUCCCUGCUGAUCGAAUGGAGAAGUAUCUCUUCCCUAACUGUACAGGUUUCACAGCCAUAGGAACACUUAAGUGUAAAAACUGAAUGCAAACCCAUUACACACACACUACAUAUUUUCCCUUGAUUUAUAUUUGUACAAGUGGCUUCAUCCUGUUAAAGGACCAUUAGACCUAUGGGCAUUUGCGGUCCCUUAAAUAUGCUUAUUUAUAGGGAGUAGACAUUCCCAGCCUUAUACCUCUGCUCUACCCCAUGAGUAUUUGUGCUAAUUUGUGUUUCAAAAGAAUCUCUUGGAAAAUUUAGGGAUAUUUGUGUUCAAUAAACUUGCAGUUUAUUUAACUA